AUGGAUUUGUCUCCGUUGAAAGUUGAGACCUCAUCGACUCAUUCGAGCCCACACCGGACUCCCCUGAGAGCCUCACCGCUGGCCUCGCCGUCUGGUAGUGAUAUGGAUAUUACACUGUCGUACUCGACUGUUGGGUUUGCCCUGAACCCCGACAUUGGCGGGCGGGUUGGUUUCGCCAAAAUCGGAUUUGAGAGUGGUGUUCUUCGUGAUAGUGAGCAAAGCGUCAUAUCCUCGAAAGAUCAGAUCUGUCCGCUCAGGCAGCCUAAAGAGGAAACGUCAACGAUGGAUCUUGAAGAAGUUGAGCACGAAGACUCCUCCUCAUUAUCAGAAAAAGUCGGCGAUGGUAAUGAGGAUGACGAGAAAGUCCUGAGUGGAAGUAUUCACGAAGAUGAUGACGAUGAAGGUGACGAUACUUCUGACAAAGAUGACGACCAGAUCGAGUGUGCAGAAUGCAACAAAGUGUUCUGCAAUCUACAAACCUACAUGGACCACACCUGCUACAGGUCGCAAGUGGCGUCCAGAACUCUAACCGCAAAAGUCAGCUCUUCCCCAUUCAUCAACGACUUCCAAAGCGAGGACUCGGGACCCGAAGUUGAACACUUCCAAGGAAAAAUGAUAUUCUCCCACAACGGGUCAGCGUAUGUUCUAGAAGGCCACGCCCAUGACAACUACUCCGGCAUAGAGUUCAGUUCGCUGCAUGAUUCCAUCGUUGUCUCCGAAGGCGAGUCCGUGCUAACAGCCGGCUCCUAUAUACCUCACAUCCACAGCAUUACUUUGAUCCCAAAGAGUGACUCGUCUUCUGUAUUUAGAAACGCUUCCAAUAACCUUCGGCAGAUCCUUCCUGGCAAGACCAGGACGUGCAUGCAAACAUUUUACGUGUUUGAUAUAGGAACUCCAGAAGCCAAUGGAGUUCUGCACAAAUAUCCCACGCAUGCAGUGCACAGAUCUUCUGCUGGUCCUGUUCUUAUGUGCAUCAUCUGUAAGCUUGUGUUCAAGAAAUCCAAACCGUUUCUUCACCAUGUAAUUUAUUACCAUUCGGUUGAACUGAGUGACAGUGAAAGUUCUCUGCUUUCCCAGAAUACAUUUUCUAUAAUUAGCCACGUCAGUGGGCUGGAGAGUCAGCCCAAACUGUCAGUCCUGCAGCCUGUGUCCGAACCAAACCUAAGACCACACGAUCUCAGGGAAGCUGCCAUGUUGUCCAGAGGAAAAAGAGCCGGAUUUUUCCCUAGUGGAGGAUUCCUUGACCCGGAAGCGGAAUUACUUAUCAGGGGUUACAACCCAAGCAUGUUUGCUUUUCAGGGAACAUCACAAAUGAAGAACUCGUAUUAUGAACAACAAUGUACUCUGUUUUCAAAAGAGGACUCUAGUCUUGGCUAUUUAGAGCGGUCUUCCACUCCAUCUGGUAUUAAAAACAUUAGCAAGGAGAACUGUGUCAGGCGUUCUUCCCCAAUACCUUCUGUGAUUUCCGAUAUUGAUCAGACUGCCAGCAGCUACCAACUCCAGUCAGGCCAAUCUACACAGGAGACAUUCAGUGCUUUGAGGCUGAGAUCAUCACCUACAGCUGCAACAUCCACACAGCGUUCUUCAACUUCUCCAUCAUCCUCGGUAUCGGAUACUUUUUUACACUCUUCCCCUUCUAUGCCGAGUCUCCUGGUCUCCUCGAUGCCUUCCUUGGUGAUGUCUUCUACAAAUUCAUCAAAUAUCCAUUCACAGUUGAACAUGUCUGCAGCGACUUCUUCGUCGUUACAGAGUAUUGGUCUUCAGUUGCCGCACUUUCUGUGUGCCUGUGACGAACAUCCUCAAGGAAAGGCCCAUGGGGUGGAGUGUCCAAAGUGUGAUAUGGUACUUAGCUCGUCGCAAUCUCUAGGAGGCCACAUGACCAUGACACAUUCACGAAACUCAUGCAAAACUCUGAAAUGCCCCAAGUGUAACUGGCACUACAAGUAUCAAGAGACGCUAGAGAUACACAUGAAAGAGAAACACCUGGACACGGAUGCCCAAUGUGUUUACUGCCUGACGAAUCAGGCUCACCCACGACUGGCCAGAGGCGAGUCUUACUCCUGUGGGUAUAAACCAUACAGAUGCGAAGUCUGCAACUACUCAACCACCACUAAAGGCAACCUAAGCAUCCACAUGCAGUCUGAUAAACACAUCAACAACAUGCAAGAUCUGGCUAACGGUAGUGCUGAACUGAAAAUUCAGUCCCAACAGCCGCCAUCUACCGCAGCUCUACCAUCUUCAGUAUCAGCACCACUCCAAAACAGCGCAUCAUCCUACCAGCAGGAGGAAUGCCAGCUGAAAAAGCUCAAGCAAAAACAGUCUUUUAGGUGUGAUGUGUGCAGUUAUGAGACUUCAGUGGCCAGAAAUCUGCGAAUUCACAUGACUAGCGAGAAGCACACCCACAACAUGCUGGUGAUGACUCAGAGCAUCAACCAUCUUCACCAGGACAUGACUCUCCACCAAAUGAGCCAGAUGAAUCAACUCCUAGCCAUUAACCAACAGGAGCAGGCAGCACGAUACGCCGCCAUCAGCUCCCAUCUACCCAAUCCGCUGUUUCCGUACGAACACUCCUCUGUGUUGAUGCCGUCUGUUUCUAGUCAAUCCCCGUCGGGAUUUGAAAUCCCCAUGAACCUAUCAAAAGAAAACGGAAUCGACGAAUGCGAAGGCCCAGUGUUGAGAAAGGACGCUACAAAGAUGUUCCAAUGCUGUAUCUGUUACAAAUACUGCUCUGACAGCAUUGAGAACGUUCAGAACCACAUCCAGUACGACAGAACUAAAUCUGUGAACUCUGAUACAUACGUCACCUUUAGCAGUGGCACCUACCACUGCAACCUCUGCAGCUACAAGACACAUCUUAAAGCCAACUUCCAGUUGCAUUGUAAAACAGACAAACAUCUACAGAAGCUUCAGUUGGUUAACCAUAUCAUGGAAGGUGGGCCUGAGAAUGAAUGGCGUCUCUCCCAUUCAGGCUCGUCCAUGCAGAUUUGCUGCAAUGCCUGCAGCUUCUAUGCCAACUCCAUCUACAAGAUGCAACUCCAUCUGAGCACGAUUCAACAUGACUCAUGUGCGCAGCUGUUCAGACAUCUCCAGCUCCUCGAUCGUGCGACUCCGGCGCCAAGUCCAGGAAAGGUACGCUGUUACCAGUGCUCGCUGUGUGCGUCUACAGUCCGCACCAAACAGAAGUUGAUCUUGCACUCGAAAUCUCCGCAGCACAUCCGCAAGGAGCAGUCCCUGCCGCAGGGCCAAGUUUCUAUCUUCGAUGUCUAUCUCCUGAAGGAAAUGGCUGAGGGAGAGACCAUGUGCUUUGAGGACGAGGGUGAGUGCUU
This is a messenger RNA of Candidula unifasciata, 3326 nucleotides long. The record is from the annotation of a GenBank genome assembly. NCBI's taxonomy places the organism in Eukaryota, Metazoa, Mollusca, Gastropoda, Stylommatophora, Geomitridae.